Molecule: messenger RNA, 984 nt
Organism: Lactuca saligna
Lineage: Eukaryota; Viridiplantae; Streptophyta; Magnoliopsida; Asterales; Asteraceae
Source: the annotation of a GenBank genome assembly
AUGAAGAUCAUCCAACAAGAGCUGCAAGAGAUUGUGAAGAAAAUGGAGAUCCAUCAUCAGAACCAGAUAAACAAAGAGGAAGAGACAGAAGCUGAGAUAGCUAAAUGGAAAAAGAUUUACCAUUCAGGGGAAGGAAUGGAAGCUGAGAAAGCUAAAUGGAAACAGCUUUACUACUCUACCUUGGAAAAGGAGGAUGGAGUCCGUGACAGCCACAACAGAUCACCACCACAACAUCCACCGACUAACAAGGAAGAAGAAGCAUCAUCAAAACUUUCUGAUUCGGAAUCGGAAUCGGAAUCCGAGUCAACACCGCAGCUUCCACGACCAAUGUCACUGCCGUAUACACCAUCGCUAUUGCCACCACCGUUGUCACCACAACUAUCGGGAUUUGAAGCAAAUGGCGAAGGAAUGACAGGUCCAAUUUUGCAACAAGAAGAAUCGCACAAGAAACAGAACAUCCUUGACGAGAUGAAUCCGGAUUGUGCGAUUCUGGUACCAGACCAAUCUUCAAAGAGAGGAGACGAGCAGUGCUUGGCUAUUUCUCAGCUCAGAAAGAAGACAGACUGCAAACGGAGCGUCGUUAUGACGGCUCCGUUAAAUGGAAUGUCUGACCACGUAAUAUUAGGUCAAGUGCUAAAUGGGCUUAAUGAACACAUUAGGGAUGAAAUAAGAAUUUUGUGCCCACGUGAUCUGGACCAAGCUAUGAAAUGGGCAAUUAAGUUAAAGGAUAAAGAAAGCCCAGGCCUGCAAAAGUCAGUAACGACUAGAAACCCUGCUCCCAUGGCGAUCUCUCCACUUUUCACGUUUUCUUUCGUCUCCUUGCCACUAAAUCUAUCCGCUCCGAAGGUUUACCCUUCAAUAUGUUGGCCACUACACUUGAACAAGAAUACAAAGGUUACCCAUUCUUAUCUUCACCUUGAGGACAAGGUGAAAGUUUGGGCUGCUGGUAUUGAUAAGCCCCAACUUAGCCUUGAUUGCUUUUAG